ACACUCAUUGGGCCGGUCGAGCUUUGGGCUCUAACUUCUCUCUCUCUUCACUAGACUAUUUCUCUGCUGCCCUUUAGACUGAUGGAGUCUAAAAAGAGGGUCGUCUCCAACUACCGUUCCUCUAUCAUAGGCCCGCCUGUUUUCCAAUACACGAGUAUAUAUGCUAAGAUUAGCGAAGCAAAGAAUCUGGCUUCUGGUUUGAGAGAUGUUUACUGUUAUAUCAAAGUAGACAACGAAGCUAUCGCCAGGACUGCUUCAGUUUUUAAUUCUUCGGAGCCAUUUUGGGGCGAGGAGUACAGACUCCAUGUACCACUGGAGUACCAAUAUGUAUCAGUCUAUCUGUACGAUCACGACACAUUGGGGGUAAAGGUACCCAUUGGGAAGGUAAGGCUGGACAGAGACUCCAUCAUGGGGUCCCCUAGAGGACUGGACAGCUGGUUUCCUCUUAAGCCGAUCAGUAAAGACGAUGAGAUUCAAGGAGAGCUCCUGGCGGAGAUAAUGAUAGACGAAUACAGUGACGAGAUGUUUAGAGGAGUAAUUACACUGGUUGAAGCUAGGGAUCUUGCCGUCAGAGAUAUAAACAGUAAAGUGGAUCCUUAUGCCGUCAUCAAUUACAAGGGAAAAGAGUUGAACACGCCCACUUUAAAAAAGACCCGUUUCCCUCGUUGGAACAAGACCUACGAGCUACCCAUCAAUCGUCCACUGGAGGAAUUCGAUAAUAGAACAGUUAGAAUUACUAUUUAUGAUUCAGCGAAGUUCCACCAUGAUGCUUUUCUAGGAGAAGUUAUUAUUGAUCUUGCUGAGCUUUUUCUCGGCCAGCGUUACAAGACCUGGUACAGACUCCAGCAACAAGACAAAGAGACCUCAGCUGCAAUGCCUUCAGGUGGCGCUAAAAAGGACGGAAAGAAAGAGAAAGAUCUGGGAUCUCUAAGACUAAAAGUCCAGUGCCAUGAGGAACGGAUUCUUGACUCACAGCUUUAUAGUCCAUUUGUACAGUUGAUGAUCAGUGCUGUAGAGUCACCAGGGCCUGAAGGCAGCCCUCUCCUGAUAAUGCUGGAAGAAGUCAUGACAAUGGACAGGAACUCCUUAGCUCAGACCUUGGUCCGGUUUUACAUAGCCCACAAUGCCAUCCUCCCUCUCUUUGACUGUCUCAUCAGUAGAGAAGUAGAGAAUGUCUCUCUGAGUAAUGUCACCACUCUAUUCCGUGGGAACUCUCUCGCUUCUAAAUGUCUCGACCAGUUCAUGAAAGUCGUUGCAUUACCAUAUCUUCACGAGACCCUUAAACCAGUUAUUGAUACGAUAUUCAAUGAUAAGAAACUAGUCGAAUUAGACCCUGACCAACUCAAAACAAGAUCAAGUUCCACGUCAAAGUUAAUUGACACUUCAGUGGCCCAGCUGACUGGAUACAUUCAAAUUGCUACCGAGUCAAUAUUUGAAUCAGUCGAACGUUGCCCUCAAGUCCUGAGGCAAAGUAUGAGACUGUUGUGGGACCGAGUCAUAGUGAAGUUCCCUGAUGGGGACACUCCCUAUAGUUCAGUGACUGGCUUUAUUUUCUUAAGAUUCUUUGUUCCGGCCAUUUUGUCUCCUAAACUGUUCGCUCUAAGAGAGGAGCAUGCAGAUCAGAGAGCAGAAAGAACUCUUAAGCUAACGGCAAAAUUAAUCCAGACGAUGGGUAACCUACAGACUGCGGUUGAUGCUAAGGAGCAGUUUAUGUCUCCAAUGGCAACGCUUUUAAAAGAGGGCGUGGACAAAGUUAAAACGUACAUCAAUCAGCUGAUCGAUGUUCAGAUUGUCAUGAACACACCAUCAGCAACUCCAGUAGAAGUCCUCUCUGAUGGUUUAGGUUAUUUGCAACAUGUUGUGUUAAAUUCCGGCGUGUUGUGGAAGAGGGUCACCAGUGGUACUUCAGGGGCUGUCGGCAGUUUGCUGUAUAGGAAGAGAUUCUUUGAAUUGACUAAUAUUGCCUUUACUUACUUUCCUACUGAGAAGAAGACUGGGGAAGCCAAGAGCUAUCCCGUCCAGUGGAUAAGAGUGGUUGAGAAAUUGGAUGAAGCCGCUUUCUCACGGAAGCACAUGUUCCAAAUAGUAAUUGUUCCUGUGGGACCAUCGACAGCCUUUUCACCUAGUGAGACAGUACUCUACCUUCAAGCAGCUGAUGUUAACGAACAGAAUCGUUGGGUAUCCGCCAUAAGGAAGGCUUGCCUUUGUAAUCGUGAGAUGAGUCCUGUCCACCACACUGGAGUCUAUCUACCCAGGAAGAAGGAAUGGAGUUGCUGUAGGGCCACGGCUCCAGCUGAGCCUGGUUGCUGUCCUUGCCAUCGUGGGAUUACAAUAGGCGACUGGAGGGACCCUCUUGAUCCUUAUCUUGAUGCACAAGUACUCUACUCUCAGUACCAGCAAGGACGCGAGACUCUCACUAAGAAUUACUCGGCUCCAGCGGAAAGUGAGAACCCUGAAAAUCCUGACGUUCCUCCACCUCGACCGGCAAAACCAGGCUCUGAUGAAGCAAGAAUGCAGGCAGCAUACGGACGCCUUGCGGAAGUACUUGAUGAAUUAUCGUACCAUCACUCUCAAGUGCCUAAUGUAUAACUGAUGUACUGUAUGUUCUCCUGCUCUCUCUCUCUCACUUUUCAAGUUUGUCAGUUUGUGUAUCGAACAUUUAUACUAGGAGAAUAGUAGACUAUUAUUAUUAUUAUUAUUAUUAUUACUAUUGAUG
This is a messenger RNA of Amphimedon queenslandica, 2716 nucleotides long. Its product is annotated as rasGAP-activating-like protein 1. Gene Ontology annotation, biological process: regulation of GTPase activity. The transcript has 16 exons. The coding region runs from base 82 to 2589 and encodes 835 amino acids. The record is from RefSeq and is a predicted model, not a curated record. NCBI's taxonomy places the organism in Eukaryota, Metazoa, Porifera, Demospongiae, Haplosclerida, Niphatidae.